AUGACAGAAACAGAGACUUUGACGGCAGUGAGCACGGUGUGCGUUUACUGUGGAUCGUCGUUUGGCAAAGACACCAAAUACGCGCGCGAAGCUCGCAAAUUAGGCGAGCUUUUGUACCAACUGAAUUGGAAACUCGUUUACGGCGGGGGAACCACGGGUCUUAUGGGCGAGAUCGCCAAAGCGACCAUGGGUCCAGACGGACAAGGCAGUGUCCAUGGGAUCAUCCCCAGUGCUUUGGUUUCGAAAGAACGGGACGACGACAAAGACGUCGGUGCUGUGAACGAAGAAAUCAAGAAAUCCGUCGAAAAUCACCACGGUUGGACCCCCAUAAGCCAGGAGUACGGUAGAACUACGGUGGUGCCCGACAUGCACACGCGCAAACGGCUUAUGGCGACGGAGGCUGACGCCUUCGUCGCCAUGCCCGGAGGAUACGGAACUCUGGAAGAAAUCAUGGAAUGUAUCACGUGGUCUCAGCUGGGGAUACAUAACAAGCCGGUGGUUCUGUUCAACAUAGACGGGUUUUACGACUCGUUGUUGGAGUUUGUCGGCAAUGCGAUCCAGGCUGGUUUCAUUAGCGAGAAAAAUGGGCGUAUCAUCCAAGUCGCCAGUACGGCCGACGAAGUGGUCGAAAAAAUCCAAAAAUACGUUGUUCCAGAGGGUCGGUUCAAUUUGAACUGGAGCGACGAAGGUGGCAAUGGGAAGUAA
This is a messenger RNA of Lachancea mirantina, 705 nucleotides long. The record is from the annotation of a GenBank genome assembly. NCBI's taxonomy places the organism in Eukaryota, Fungi, Ascomycota, Saccharomycetes, Saccharomycetales, Saccharomycetaceae.